Molecule: messenger RNA, 945 nt
Organism: Rotaria sp. Silwood2
Lineage: Eukaryota; Metazoa; Rotifera; Eurotatoria; Philodinida; Philodinidae
Source: the annotation of a GenBank genome assembly
AUGAUACAAGAAGUAGAUAGAAUGAUGAUUGAUUAUUUGGCACGAGUAAAAAAAUAUGAAGAUGAAGUUGAACAUUAUUCAAUGGAUAAAUAUCAUUAUAAAUGGAACGGUUUACAAGCAUUAAAUUAUCAAGAAUAUCAAAAUAUUUUCACUAAUGUCAUUGAUAGUCAACAAAUAUCAUUUAUGAAAUAUGCAAGAAAAAAAUAUAUGAAUCAGCAUCAUGUAUUCAAAGAAAUAUUCUAUUUAUAUGCAAUUGAAACAGGACGAAUAGAAUAUGUUUACGAUAUUGAUGAUAAUAUCUCAGUUCAAGCUCAUCUUCAACAAGUGAGUUGCUUAUCAUUUAAUUGCAAUUUAAUUGUUGAGUUUAAUUCUCAACAAUUACCAUUAUUAUUUACAUUAGAUUAUUUAAAACGAGUGCAUGCUAAACAUAUACAAUAUGCACCAUUUACAAGUCAAUAUAUACCAGAGUUGCAAGCACAAAUUAGAACAUUGAUUCCAUCGGGUCGAUUUAAACUAGAACCAAAUUCACCAACACGAAAAGAUGGUAAAUUAUUUCAAUUUUGUCCACCAUCUCAAGUUGAACAGCAAUUAAAAUUAUUAUUUUCGUUGUAUGAAAAAUAUGCACAGGAAAAUAUUGAUCCAGUUGUACUAGCUGCUUGGUUUCAUGCAGAAUUUAUUCGAAUUCAUCCAUUUGUCGACGGUAAUGGUCGUGUUGGUCGUUUUUUAUCAAGUAAGAUACUGAUGGACAAAGAUUUAUUGCCUUUGAUUGUUGAGAAAAGAAAAAAGUCGGAGUAUAUUGACUGCAUGGAUGAAAGUAUUGCACAAAAUAAUUUAACAUCAUUAGUUAAUUUUAUUAAACGUGAACAGUAUUCACUUAUUGAAUACGUAAGAAAACAAACGAUGUGUGAAAAACCCAAAUAUCUUACUUGUUCACUUGAUGAUUGA